Pogona vitticeps (central bearded dragon) is the source of this 9810-nucleotide messenger RNA. It is a transcript of the gene USP24, whose product is annotated as ubiquitin specific peptidase 24. Gene Ontology annotation, biological process: protein deubiquitination. Gene Ontology annotation, molecular function: protein binding; cysteine-type deubiquitinase activity. NCBI's taxonomy places the organism in Eukaryota, Metazoa, Chordata, Lepidosauria, Squamata, Agamidae. The record is from RefSeq and is a predicted model, not a curated record. Gene Ontology annotation, cellular component: nucleus; cytosol.
CCCAUCGGGGCUUCGGCGGGACGCUUCCGGAUGGGUGUGGGGCCGGUUGUCGUCCUACCCUGAGGCGGCGGCGGCGAAGAAGAAGAAGAAGGCGGCUGGCUCGUGAGGGGCGGGGGAGAGGAGAGGCGGAGAGGACAGGAAGGCGGAGGCUCCUACCAACAUGGCGGCGCGCAGAGCGGGUGGCGGCAACGGUACCUCUAGUAGCGGGAGCAACGCCUGAACCUGAGCAGAGAAGGACGCCAUGGAAAGCGAAGAGGAGCAGCAUAUGACCACGCUGCUGUGCAUGGGCUUCUCGGAUGCGGCCGCCAUCCGCAGGGCGCUCCGCCUGGCCAAGAAUGACAUUAACGAAGCCGUGGCGCUGCUCACCAACGAGCGGCCCGGCCUCCACAACGAGCCUAUGGACAGCGGCGGCGGCGGCGGCGGGGGACAGGGAGGCGGCGGCAGCACCACCGGCAGUAGUGGUGGUGGUGGUGGUGGACCGGGAGGGCCCCAGCCAAGCGGCGGCUCUCGGGGCGGAGGAGACGUGGACGGCACCGGCGGAGGCGGCACCGGCGGGGGGAGCAGUACCGGCACCGGCUUUGACCCGCCCCCUGCUUACCAUGAGGUGGUGGAGAACGAGAAGAAUGAUGAAAAUGGGAACUGCUCUGGAGAAGGCAUUGAGUUUCCUACAACAAAUCUUUAUGAACUGGAGAGCAGAGUUUUAACGGAUCAUUGGUCCAUCCCCUAUAAGAGAGAAGAGUCUCUUGGCAAGUGUUUAAUUGCAUCCACUUAUCUUGCAAGACUAGGACUUUCUGAUUCUGAUGAAAAUUGCAGAAGAUUUAUGGAUAGAUGUAUGCCAGAAGCUUUCAAAAAGCUGUUAACAUCAAGUGCUGUUCAUAAAUGGGGUACUGAAAUCCAUGAGGGAAUCUACAACAUGUUGAUGCUUCUAGUAGAUCUGGCUGCAGAGCGAAUAAAGCAAGAUCCUAUACCUGUUGGUCUUCUGGCUGUACUUACAAUGGCCUUUAAUCCUGACAAUGAGUACCAUUUUAAGAAUCGAAUGAAAGUGUGCCAAAGGAACUGGGCAGACGUAUUUGGGGAAGGGAAUAUGUAUGCUGUCUCACCCAUUUCCACCUUCCAGAAAGAACCACAUGGAUGGCUUGUGGACUUAGUGAACAGGUUUGCAGAAUUAGGUGGGUUUUCUGCAAUUCAGUCAAAACUUCAUACAGAAGAUAUCGAACUUGGGGCAGUCUCUGCACUGGUCCAGCCUUUAGGAGUUUGUGCAGAAUAUCUCAACUCUUCAGUAGUGCAGCCCAUGUUGGAUCCAGUUAUUCAUAAUAUGAUUAAAUAUGUACAGAAUGUUGAGGAGAAGGACCUGAAAGACAAGAGGCUCGUCAGCAUCCCUGAACUCUUGUCUGCCAUCAAGCUUCUUUGUAUGCGUUUUCAACCUGAUUUAGUAACAGUAGUGGAUGAUUUGCGAUUAGACAUCCUAUUGCGUAUGUUGAAAUCACCACAUUUCAGUGCAAAAAUGAACUCUCUCAAAGAAGUAACAAAACUAAUUGAAGAUAGCACUGUGUCCAAAUCAGUAAAGAAUGCAAUAGAUCCAGAUCGAUUAUUAAAUUGGCUGGUGGAAAACUCUGUCCUAUCAAUUGCAUUAGAAGGUAAUAUCGACCAAGCACAGUAUUGUGAUCGUAUAAAGGGAAUUAUUGAACUCCUGGGAAGCAAAUUAUCUUUAGAUGAGCUAACAAAAAUUUGGCGAAUACAGUCAGGACAGCCAUCAACUGUGAUAGAGAACAUCCAUAGUAUCAUUGCAGCAGCAGCUGUCAAGUUCAGCUCAGAGCAGCUGAGUCAUCUUUUUGUCCUUAUUCAGAAGAGCUGGGAGUCUGAAAGUGACAGAGUGAGACAGAAACUCUUAAGCCUGAUAGGGCGCAUUGGUCGGGAAGCACGUGUAGAGACAACAACUGGAAAGGUUCUUGAGGUUCUCUGGGACUUGGCUCAUCUUCCAACAUUACCCAGUAGUUUGAUUCAACAGGCAUUGGAGGAGCAUUUGACAAUCCUUAGUGAUGCAUAUGCAGUGAAGGAAGCAAUUAAAAGAAGCUAUAUCAUCAAAUGCAUAGAAGAUAUUAAGAGGUCGUCCCAGCAUCAUAAUCCUCAGUUUGUGUGGGUGGUACCAGCUUUACGUCAGCUCCAUGAAAUAACACGUUCAUUUAUUAAGCAAACCUACCAAAAGCAAGAUAAGAGCAUCAUUCAGGAUUUGAAGAAAAACUUUGAGAUUGUGAAACUGGUGACAGGAAGCUUAAUAGCCUGUCACAGAUUGGCGGCAUCAGUGGCAGGUCCUGGAGGCCUUUCUGGAGCAACAUUAGUGGAUGGCCGAUAUACCUAUCGGGAGUACUUAGAGGCACACCUGAAAUUUCUGGCAUUUUUCCUUCAAGAAGCCACCCUCUAUUUAGGAUGGAAUCGUGCUCGGGAAAUUUGGGAAUGCCUUGUGACAGGCCAAGAUGUUUGUGAGCUGGAUCGAGAGAUGUGCUUUGAAUGGUUUACUAAAGGACAGCAUGAUCUCGAGAGUGAUGUACAGCAGCAGCUUUUUAAAGAAAAAAUUCUUAAAUUGGAAUCCUAUGAAAUUACAAUGAAUGGUUUUGGUUUGUUUAAGACCUUUUUUGAAAAUGUGAACCUCUGCGAUCAUCGAUUGAAGCGACAAGGAACGCAGUUGCAUGUAGAAAAACUGGAGUUAAUAGGAAUGGAUUUUAUUUGGAAAAUUGCAAUGGAGUCACCUGAUGAAGAAAUAGCUAAUGAAGCUAUUCAACUAAUAAUAAACUACAGUUACAUUAAUCUAAAUCCUAGAUUGAAAAAGGAUUCUGUGUCACUCCAUAAGAAAUUCAUUGCAGAUUGUUAUACAAGACUAGAAGCAGCCAGUUCAGCGCUUGGUGGUCCAACUCUGACACAUGCAGUUACUAGAGCUACUAAAAUGCUAACAGCAACUGCAAUGCCUACUGUAGCAACAUCAGUACAAUCUCCCUACAGGUCAACAAAACUUGUAAUAAUUGAGAGACUUCUACUGUUGGCAGAACGCUACGUCAUCACUAUAGAGGAUCUUUACUCUGUUCCCCGUACUAUUCUACCUCAUGGUGCCUCUUUUCAUGGACAUCUGUUAACACUUAAUAUAACAUACGAGUCUACCAAAGAUACAUUCACAGUAGAGGCUCAUAGCAAUGAAACAAUAGGAAGUGUUAGAUGGAAGAUAGCAAAGCUGUUGAAUGCUCCUGUGGACAACAUACAAAUAUUUGCAAAUGAUAGUUUGCUAACGGUGAAUAAAGAUCAAAAGCUGCUUCACCAGCUCGGCUUCUCUGAUGAACAGGCACUUACUGUAAAAACAUCAGGAAGUGGAACUCCAUCAGCAAGCUCUGCAGAUUCCUCUGCUAGCUCUAGCAACAGUGGUAGUGUCUUCAGUUCAUCAUAUGCAAUGGAACAGGAAAAAUCCCUCCCUGGAGUGGUAAUGGCUCUCGUGUGUAAUGUGUUUGACAUGCUUUACCAGCUUGCUAACCUAGAGGAACCAAGGAUUACUUUGAGAGUACGGAGGCUUCUUCUGCUGAUUCCUACAGACCCAGCUAUUCAGGAAGCUCUUGAUCAGCUAGAUUCUCUGGGACGAAAGAAAACAUUGCUGUCUGAAUCAACUUCUCAGUCUUCUAAAUCCCCAUCUUUGUCUACAAAACAUCAACAUCAGCCUAGUGCUACUUCAAUACUUGAAAGCCUUUUCAGGUCUUUUGCUCCAGGAAUGUCUACAUUUAGAGUACUUUACAAUCUUGAGGUCUUGAGUUCCAAACUAAUGCCUACAGCAGAUGAUGAAAUGGCAAGAAAUUGUGCCAAAUCUUUUUGUGAAAAUUUCCUCAGGGCAGGCGGCUUGAGCUUGGUAGUAAAUGUCAUGCAAAGAGACUCCAUCCCUUCAGAAGUGGACUAUGAAACAAGACAAGGAGUGUACUCAAUUUGCCUGCAGCUAGCAAGAUUUUUGCUUGUUGGGCAAACAAUGCCUACCUUGCUUGAUGAGGAUCUUGCCAAGUAUGGAGUGGAAACACUGUCUUCACGCCCAUUUCGUAAUGUAAGCCGACAAACCAGCAGGCAAAUGUCAAUUUGUGGAACCCCAGAGAAGUCUUCCUAUCGGCAGCUGUCCGUUUCCGACAGGUCCUCUAUUCGGGUAGAAGAGAUCAUUCCAGCUGCACGGGUUGCAAUACAAACAAUGGAGGCAAAUGACUUCACAUCUACAGUAGCUUGUUUCAUGAGGCUCUCCUGGGCGGCGGCUGCAGGACGGCUUGACCUCGUGGGGAGCAGCCAGCCAAUAAAAGAAAGUAACUCACUGUUUCCUGUUGGAAUUCGUAACCGGCUUAGCAGCUCAGGAAGCAAUUGUAGUUCAGGAAGUGAAGGAGAACCAACAGCGCUCCAUGCCGGAAUCUGUGUGAGGCAGCAUUCUGUAUCCACCAAAGAUGCACUGAUUGCUGGAGAGGCCUUGUCUCUCCUAGUUACGUGCCUACAGCUUCGCAGCCAACAACUAGGCUCUUUCUACAACCUCCCUUGCGUUGCUGACUUUAUCAUAGACAUUCUGCUUGGCUCACCAAGUGCUGAGAUCCGUCGUGUUGCCUGUGACCAGCUGUAUACUCUAAGCCAGACAGACACAUCAUCUCAUCCUGAUGUACAGAAACCAAACCAAUUUCUCUUAAGUGUCAUUCUUACUGCUCAGCUGCCCCUUUGGUCACCUACCAGCAUCAUGAGAGGAAUCAACCAGAGACUCUUGUCCCAGUGUACAGAGUAUUUUGACCUUAGAUGCCAGUUACUGGACGAUCUCACAUCUUCUGAAAUGGAACACCUAAAGAUUAGCCCCGCUGCCAUGUUGGAGGAUGAGAUCACGUGGCUGGAUAACUUUGAACCCACCCGUGCAGCUGAGUGUGAAACCAGUGAAGCUGACAAUGUGUUAUUGGCAGGACAUUUGCGCCUCAUUAAGACUCUUCUCUCACUUUGUGGAACAGAAAAGGAAAUGCUAGGUUCAUCUUUGAUCAAGCCAUUAUUGGAUGACUUCCUCUUCCGAGCAUCUAGGAUCAUCCUGAACAGCCAUUCUCCAGUUGGCAGUGUUGCCAUUACUCAGCAAGACUUUCACCCAAAGUGCAGCACAGUGAAUAGCCGAUUAGCAGCAUAUGAAGUGCUGGUAAUGUUGGCUGAUAGUUCACCUUCAAAUCUUCAGCUUAUAACAAAAGAACUGCUUUCUAUGCAUCAUCAGCCUGAUCCUGCACUUUCUAAGGAAUUUGAUUAUCUGCCACCUGUAGAUGGUCGAUCCAUUUCAGGGUUUGUGGGACUGAAGAAUGGUGGAGCUACGUGUUACAUGAAUGCAGUCUUCCAGCAGCUCUAUAUGCAACCGGGACUUCCUGAGGCAUUGCUUUCAAUUGAUGAUGACAUGGACAAUCCAGAUGAUAGUGUGUUCUACCAAGUCCAAUCUCUCUUUGGUCAUCUAAUGGAGAGCAAGCUGCAGUAUUAUAUACCUGAAAAUUUCUGGAAGAUCUUCAAGAUGUGGAACAAGGAGCUUUAUGUGCGUGAACAACAAGAUGCCUAUGAGUUUUUCACCAGUCUGAUAGAUCAAAUGGAUGAGUACCUCAAGAAAAUAGGACGAGACCAAAUAUUUAAGAACACUUUUCAGGGCAUCUACUCUGAUCAGAAGAUCUGCAAGGACUGUCCACACAGGUAUGAACGAGAGGAAGCCUUUGUGGCUCUCAAUCUAGGAGUCACUUCAUGUCAAAGCCUAGAGAUUUCGUUGGAUCAGUUUGUAAGAGGAGAAAUUCUGGAAGGAAGCAAUGCCUAUUACUGUGAGAAGUGUAAAGAAAAGAGAACUACAGUAAAACGGACAUGCAUUAAAGCUUUGCCCAGCGUAUUGGUGAUCCACCUCAUGAGAUUUGGAUUUGAUUGGGAAAGUGGACGUUCCAUUAAAUAUGAUGAACAGAUAAAGUUCCCUUGGAUGCUGAACAUGGAACCCUACACAGUUUCUGGAAUGGCUCGCCAAGAUUCUUCUUCAGAAGUUGGUGACAACGGACGCACUGUAGAUCAGGGGGGUUCUGGUUCCCCACGGAAGAAAGUGGCUCCUACAGAAAACUAUGAACUGGUUGGCGUAAUUGUGCACAGUGGGCAGGCCCAUGCAGGACACUACUAUUCUUUCAUCAAAGACAGAAGGGGUUGUGGGAAAGGGAAAUGGUACAAAUUUAAUGACACGGUUGUUGAAGAAUUUGAGCUAAAUGAUGAAACUUUGGAGUAUGAAUGCUUUGGUGGAGAAUAUAGACCAAAGGUUUAUGAUCAAUCAAAUCCAUAUCCUGAUGUUCGCCGCCGAUAUUGGAAUGCCUACAUGCUCUUCUAUCAGAGAGUCUCGGAUCAAAACUCCCCAGUCUUGCCAAAGAAAAGCCGAGUCAGUGUUGUGCGUCAGGAAGCAGAAGAUCUCUCCUUGUCUGCUCCAUCUUCACCAGACAUUUCACCACAGUCAUCACCACGACCUCACAGACCCAAUAGUGAUCGUCUGUCCAUCUUGACCAAAUUGGUCAAAAAGGGAGAGAAAAAAGGCUUAUUUGUAGAGAAAAUGCCAGUCCGGAUAUAUCAGAUGGUGAGGGAUGAAAAUCUGAAGUUUAUGAAGAACAGAGAUGUCUACAGCAGUGAUUAUUUUAGUUUUGUUUUGUCGCUGGCAUCCUUAAAUGCUACAAAAUUGAAGCACCCCCAUUACCCAUCUAUGGCAAGAGUGAGCUUACAGCUGGCAAUCCAGUUCCUCUUCCAAACUUAUCUGCGAACCAAGAAAAAACUCAGGGUUGACACAGAAGAGUGGAUUGCAACCAUUGAUGCUUUGGUUUCAAAAAGUUUUGAUGCUUGUCAAUGGCUGGUUGAAUACCUAGUUGAGGCAGAAGGGCGAGAGCUCAUAAAGAUUUUCCUGCUGGAAUGCAGUGUGAGAGAAGUCCGAGUUGCCGUAGCUACCAUUCUUGAAAAAACCCUGGACAGUGCCUUGUUUUAUCAGGAAAAGUUGAAAGGUCUGCAUCAAUUAGUGGAGGUUGUUCUUGGACUCCUGGACAAAGAUGUGCCUGAGAACUGCAAAAACUGCGCCCAGUACUUCUUAUUGUUCAACAAUUUUGUACAAAAGCAGGGUAUAAGAGCUUGUGAUCUCCUCCUCAGGCAUUCUGCCUUGAGGUAUAUGAUUAACUUCCUUCUUGGUCCCAAUCGGCAGAAUAAUCAGAACCGCAGGUGGAGUUCAGCACAAGCACGGGAGUUUGGAUUCCUCCAUAAUAUAGUUGCACUGCUUGUCUUGCACUCUGAUGUCUCCUCACAGAGAAAUGUAGCUCCUGGUCUGUUUGUUCUGCGUUCACCCCUUAACAUUGCCAGCUCGGGGCCACUUCUGGCACUCCAUGAAGAAGUGGAAGCUUUGUUGUUCCUGUCUGAGGGGAAACCUUAUUUAAUGGAGGUGAUGCAUGCGUUGAGAGAGCUAACUGGAUCACUGUCGAUCCUUAUUGAGAUGGUGGUGUACUGCUGCUUUUGUAAUGAGCACUUUUCCUUUACCAUCCUACAUUUCAUCAAGAAUCAGCUGGAAACGGCUCCACCUCAUGAAUUGAAAAAUACCUUCCAGCUUCUUCAUGAGAUACUGAUUAUUGAAGAUCCUGUACAAAUGGAACGGCUUAAGUUUGCAUUUGAGACUGAAAAUGGAUUGCUAGCUCUGAUGCACCAUAGUAACCAUGUGGACAGCAGCCGCUGCUAUCAGUGUGUCAAAUUCUUAGUCACUCUUGCUCAGAAGUGCUCUGCUGCUAAGGAUUAUUUCAAAGAGAAUUCACAUCAUUGGAGUUGGGCCGUACAAUGGCUUCAAAUAAAGAUGUCUGAACAUUACUGGGCUCCUCAGAGUAAUGUAUCCAAUGAAACCUCAACCGCCAAAACCUUUCAGCGCACUAUUUCUGCACAGGACACCCUGGCAUAUGCUACAGCCUUGCUGAACGAGAAAGAUCAGUCUGGAAGUAGUAAUGGAUCUGAGAGCAGUCCAGCCACUGAGAAUGGUGGCAGACAUCUGCAACAGGGCUCAGUGUCUCCAAUGAUGAUUGGUGAACCUAAAAGUGACCUUGACGAUGUGGACCCAUAGUGAUUGGCUUGUCUGCUGAAGAACAAAGACUUCAACUAUAGUGUGGAAUACCUGGCACUUUUCAGAUAUGCUGGAAUCCCACUGCUUUUAACUUCAGAACAAUCUGAAGAGAAGGCUAUCUAAGAAUCAGUGGCCAUGCUACUUCCUAAGAGUUCAGUUAUUCUUCAUCUGAGAAGUUUACGCACCAGGCUGUAAGGGACUCCUGGGGCCCUCAGCGGUUUUGAGGGAUGCUAAGCCGAGGCAUGAGUUUAAAAAUAAUCUGUAAAGGAAAAAGCUAUCAAGUGGUUAAAAAUUUUAUUAUGUGAAUCUUUAAUGAGUGAAUGUAAAAUUAUUGCUUUUCUGUGAUGCUGCAAAAAAAAAGCUUGGUUUUUAUACAGAACAGAAAAAUCAGACUGUGUUUAGGUAUGGAGGGCAAAUUUUUAAUCUUUCUGAAAAUGUUGAAUAGGAAUAUUGAAAAUUAUGUAAACAUUGUGAUGACUUAACACUUGGCAUUGUAAAAUAUUAGUUAAGAAUCAGUUUACACAAGGACCUUUAUAUUUAAUAUGUCUCCUAGGUAAUUUGUAUAGUGCUUUACAGAAAGGGCUUGUUAGUUUGUUAACAGAGCCCUUUUGUGUAAGAAUGGUUAUUCCUUAUGGAAUAGUUUUGGUACAAGGAAGUCUGGAAUUAGUAACUCUUUUUCCUGAUGUCAUAAAUAAAUGGGUAAGAGCAAUAAAAGAGCUUUCUUUAUUCCAAGAAUACACUUAUAUAUUGUGGUAUCAGCGGAUCUUUUUAAAUAUAUUGAUGAGUAAGAUUAACCAAAAAAAAGCACUUUAAGACAGAAUUUUUAUUGCUGUUUGCCUCCUCAAGUCAUCAUUCUUAUACUUGGAGACAUAUUGAAUAAAUUGUAGUCUUAAUGAUGUGAUCUGCAAUCAUUUGCUUAUGCUUUGAAAUUGAGAGUUGGAAUUGGCUGUAUGUGAUUCCUUGAGUUAAAUGGAGACAGAUUUUUUUAAAAAAAUUAACACAGGCAAAGGAUUGUAGGUUUUGGUUAGCUUGGCAAGAUGGCAUUUAAAAUCCAGCAGGUUAAUUUGUUCCUCAAUAACUGGAAACCAAUUGAACCUAACAUUGUAUGAUUUUAUCUUCCUGUCUGAAAUGCAGUUUAAGUGAUCAUUUUAGCAGCUACAGAUACUCAUUCUGUGCCAAUUUUGAGUUUCAGCUUCACUUUAUCAUAUUUUUCUUCACCGUUUUUGACUUUUUUCAGGGAUUUUGCCUUAAGUUAAACAAAAUUGCACCAUUCACGUGAACUAUGGUAGAAACUAUAACGAGUGCCUGGAUGACCUUUAUUGUGGAAAGAUUUGCCAAGUGAAAGGCACAAAUAGCCAAAAAGUGCCUCUCUUUUUUCUUUUCUUUUGACUUUUAACAUAUUGUUGCAAAACCUGAUUUGGCAUAAAGCAUUUUUCACUGUUGUGCACUAGUUGUGAAUAUGACAGGUUAUUUCACUGUUAAAGGACACAGGUGCACACCAUCCAGUUAGGAUUAGCUGCCACAGGCUUAAAGAAAAGGGUUUCUCACACUGCAUAUGCAGAAGAACACAUUUCAGGUGAACGCCUUUUCCACAGACAGCAUUGUCAUUGAAACAUGGCCGAGCUCAGAUAUUUUAUUAAUAGCCUCCAGAAUUUUAAAUGUGAUGUUUUAGAAUGCUGAAUAAAUUUUGAUGUCCUACCCUA